AUGGAAGAAGCUAUCCUAUUCAAUCAAACUACUAUAGUGACCUAUUUUCGUCUUAGAGGUUUAUCUGUAAAUCAGAACGUACAGAUAGCAGUGUUCACCAUGUUCCUCGUUUUUUACAUCCUGACACUGAUGGGCAACAUCCUCAUUGUCAUAACGAUUAUCUAUGACCACCAAUUGCAUACCCCUAUGUAUUUCUUCCUCUGCAAUCUGUCCUUUAUUGAUGUGUGCCACACCACUGUCACUAUCCCCAAGAUGCUGAUAGACACCUGGUUCGAAGAUAAGCUCAUCUCCUUUAAUGCCUGUGUGACUCAGAUGUUCUUCCUGCACCUCUUUGCCUGCACAGAGAUCUUUCUCCUCACUAUCAUGGCCUAUGAUCGGUACGUGGCCAUUUGCAAGCCCCUGCAGUACAUGACAAUAAUAAGCUGGAAAGUGUGUGUGCUGCUAACUGUGGCCAUCUGGGCAGGAGGCACCAUCCACUCCAUAUCACUGACUUCCCUCACCAUCAGGCUGCCCUACUGUGGUCCUGACGAGAUCGACAACUUCUUCUGUGAUGUACCUCAGGUCAUCAAAUUGGCCUGCACUGAUACCCACAUCAUUGAGAUUCUCAUCGUCUCCAACAGUGGACUGAUCUCUGUGGUCUGCUUUGUGGUCCUUGUGGUGUCCUAUGCAGUCAUCCUGGUGAGUCUGAGGCAGCGGAUCUCUGAGGGGAAGCGGAAGGCCCUGUCCACCUGUGCAGCCCACCUCACCGUGGUCACGCUCUUCCUGGGGCACUGCAUCUUUAUCUAUUCCCGCCCAUCCACCAGCCUCCCAGAGGACAAGAUAGUGUCUGUAUUUUUCACCGCUGUCACCCCCCUACUGAACCCUAUCAUCUAUACCCUUAGGAAUGAAGACAUGAAGAAUGCACUGAACAAGUUAAUGGGGAGGGAGGAGAGAAAAGGAAAACACUGA
Talpa occidentalis (Iberian mole) is the source of this 948-nucleotide messenger RNA. Its product is annotated as olfactory receptor 4E1. The record is from RefSeq and is a predicted model, not a curated record. Gene Ontology annotation, biological process: G protein-coupled receptor signaling pathway. The coding region runs from base 1 to 948 and encodes 315 amino acids. Lineage: Eukaryota; Metazoa; Chordata; Mammalia; Eulipotyphla; Talpidae. Gene Ontology annotation, molecular function: G protein-coupled receptor activity; olfactory receptor activity. The transcript has a single exon. Gene Ontology annotation, cellular component: membrane.